GUCCAUCCAGACACUGCGAUGAUUAGUGGAUCAACAAGGACGCCGCCGAAACUGUUCCAACCCGUCCAAGUAGGGAAUCUGACGCUCAAGCACCACAUCGUCCUCGCACCUUUGACGCGAUUCCGAGCCGAUGAUACACACGUCCAUGGAAAGCUGGCGGUGGAAUAUUACGCCCAGCGUGCCAGCAUGCCCGGUACGCUCUUGAUUACUGAAGGGACAUUCAUCGCUGCAAAAGCUGGAGGUAUGCCUAACGUUCCUGGCAUCUGGAAUGAUGAACAGAUCGCUGCAUGGAAAGAGGUUGUCCAUGCUGUCCAUGCGCGAGGUUGCUACAUUUACCUGCAACUAUGGGCCCUCGGCCGCCGUGCCAAACCUCAAGUGCUUGCGAAAGAAGGCAUCCACGAUUCCUACGUCUCCUCUUCCUCUAUCCCCGAACCGGGCGCGACAGCUUCACCACGUUCCCUUACCAUCUCCGAGAUCAAAGAGUACGUCCAGCUAUACGCGACCGCGGCCUUCAAUGCCGUGCACAAAGCGGGCUUUGACGGCGUCGAGAUCCACGGCGCAGGCGGGUACCUCCCCGAUCAGUUCCUGCAGGACGUAUGCAAUCAGCGCGAGGACGAGUACGGCGGUUCGCUGGAGAACAGGUGCCGCUUUUCACUGGAGGUGGUAAAGGCGGUUGCGGACGCGGUGGGCGAGGCAAAGACGGGGUUCCGGAUCAGCCCGUGGGGGCGCUUUGGAGGUAUGCGAGAGAAAGAUCCGAAGGCGACAUUCAGCUAUUUCCUGCGACGGCUUCGAGAUCUCCACCCGAGCCUGGCGUACCUGCACAUGAUCGAGCCGCGCACGGACGGGCCUAUGACGGUGAAAGACAUGCCCGAAGGCGACUCGAACGACUUUGUACGCGAAAUAUGGGCGCCGCGGCCGAUCGUCAGCGCGGGAGGGUAUACGAAGGAGUCGGCGCUGGAGGCUGCUGAGAAGUACGGAUACCUCGUUGCAUUUGGGAGGUAUUUCAUCGCUAAUCCUGAUCUCCCGCAGCGCAUACUGCAGGAUAUUCCGUGGACGCGGUAUGAUCGAAAGACGUUCUAUAUCCCGAAAACGCCUCGGGGGUAUAUUGACUAUCCUUUCGCGAAACUGUGA
This is a messenger RNA of Gloeophyllum trabeum ATCC 11539, 1131 nucleotides long. Its product is annotated as FMN-linked oxidoreductase. The transcript has 4 exons. Bases 19 to 1131 code for a protein of 370 amino acids. The record is from RefSeq and is a predicted model, not a curated record. Gene Ontology annotation, molecular function: NADPH dehydrogenase activity; FMN binding. Lineage: Eukaryota; Fungi; Basidiomycota; Agaricomycetes; Gloeophyllales; Gloeophyllaceae.